Molecule: messenger RNA, 732 nt
Organism: Scheffersomyces coipomensis
Lineage: Eukaryota; Fungi; Ascomycota; Pichiomycetes; Serinales; Debaryomycetaceae
Product: Rab family GTPase
Exons: 1
Coding region: 1-732 (243 amino acids)
Biological process (GO): vesicle-mediated transport
Molecular function (GO): GTPase activity; GTP binding
Source: RefSeq, a predicted model, not a curated record
AUGUCACAAACUAAUAAUAAAACUAAUGGUUCUUCAACCAACACUAAUAAUACCACCAGCACCACCACCACUAAUAAUAACAAUAAUAAUAAUGAUAAAAUCAAUAUAUUGAGAAAGUAUAAGAUUGUAUUUUUAGGUGAUCAAAGUGUGGGAAAAACUUCAUUAAUUACAAGAUUCAUGUAUGAUACCUUUGAUGAGACUUAUGCUGCCACGAUUGGAAUUGAUUUCUUAAGUAAAACCAUGUAUCUUGAUGAUAAUAAAACCACCAUUCGAUUACAAUUAUGGGAUACUGCCGGACAAGAACGAUUCAGAUCUUUAAUACCAUCAUAUAUUAGAGAUAGUCAUGUGGCUGUUAUAUGUUAUGAUAUAACCAAUAAAAAAUCAUUUAAUAAUUUAGAUAAAUGGAUUAAAGAUGUUAAAUUAGAAAGAGGAGAUGAUGUUAUAAUAGUAUUGGUGGGUAAUAAACUGGAUCUUUCCAAUGAUAAAAGACAAGUUACCAUUGAUGAUGUUGAAAAAUUACAUCGAACUAUUGGAUCUAAAUUUUAUAUUGAAACCAGUACUAAAGCAAAUCAUAAUGUUAAAUUAUUAUUUAAAAAGAUUGCUCAAUCAUUACCUGAAUUUGAACAACAACAACAAAAUCAAGAUGGUGAGAAUAAUCAAAAUAACCCGGAAACCAUUGAUAUUAGUAUUGAUAAUAAUCCUGCUGUUUCAACCAGUAGUAGUUGUUGUUAG